Messenger RNA from Mytilus trossulus (common blue mussel), 1836 nucleotides. RefSeq lists its product as uncharacterized. Gene Ontology annotation, cellular component: nucleus. Gene Ontology annotation, molecular function: DNA binding. Bases 1 to 1836 code for a protein of 611 amino acids. The transcript is spliced from 3 exons. Lineage: Eukaryota; Metazoa; Mollusca; Bivalvia; Mytilida; Mytilidae. The record is from RefSeq and is a predicted model, not a curated record.
AUGAAUUUCGUAAUUUCUAGCAAGGUUCAACUUAAAAGACAGAAAUAUAAAUCAUAUUCGCCAACAAAACUGACCAAUGCUUAUCUAGAUGUCACUGACAACAAGCUCAGUGUUGCUAAGGCUGCAAGAAAGUAUUGUCUACCUGAACAGACAUUGAGAGAUCGUGUGCUGGGCCACAUAUCUGUGGACAAUGUCAAGUCAGGACCACCACCAGUGUUUGAUUGUGAACAGGAGGCGAGGUUGGUGCAGCACAUCAAAGAAAUGGGUGCCGUAGGCUAUGCUUACACUAGGGCUGAAGUGGUGGAUCUGGGAUCAGAGUAUGCUGUCCACUUGGGGAUGAAAAGAAAAGAUGACAAGCAUCUUUCUCUGAGAUGGUUUUACGGUUUCAUGGGUAGAUGGCCAGAACUUAAAGUAUGGAGACCCAAAACCAUAUCAGAGCUUCGAGCAAAAGCAACAUCAAGGACUUCAAUAUAUAGGUACUUCGAUGAACUUUAUCGUAUAAUGGAAAAAUAUGAGCUUAAAGACAGGCCCCAAAGCAUUUAUAAUGUCGACGAAAAGGGUUUACAACCAAACUAUAAACCCCCAAAUGUUGUAGCAUCUGCAGAGUAUGUACCCUCUACAUUGUCCUCUGAAAAAGGCCAAACAACAACGGUAAUGGGAUGUGGUAACGCCUUAGGACAUCAAAUUCCACCGUAUUUCAUUUUCGCUGGUAAACGUAUGAGACAGGAGUUGUUAGAAGGAGCCACACCUGGUGCUGAUGGGUCUGUCAGUGAAACUGGAUGGUCUAAUUCAGAAAUUUUUCAGUCAUAUCUGGAAACUCAUUUCAUCAAAUAUGUAACUGGAAUGCAGGACAAACAUACUCUUCUUCUCUAUGAUGGUCACAGGACACACAUAACACCGGAUAUAAUUGAUUGGGCAGUUGAGAAAAAAAUUAUCUUGUAUGUUUUGCCUCCUCAUACUAGCCAUGUUCUUCAGCCCAUGGAUGUUGGUUGUUUUGGGCCCUUUGCAAGAAUAUACAGUUCCGAAUGUCACAAAUUCCAACGCACCACUUCAUCUGUAAUUAACAAGUACAACUUAUGUUCUAUUGCCUGCAAGUCUUACAACUCUGCUCUUUCUCCAACAAAUUUACAGUCUGCUUUUCGUAAGUCAGGUAUAUACCCAUUAAAUAGAGAUGCUAUUGAUCAAUCAUUGUUUUCAAUUUCUGAUGCCAUGCAUAAACAGAGCCAACUAGAGGAAAAUACAUGUACAACAGUUGAAGAUAUCCCUGCCAUUGAAAACAUAACGACUGAACCAGAAAGACGUUCCAUCUACAAGAUAGUAGCUGGAAAAGCCAUAACAGAACCAGAGACACGUGAAAAAAUAAAUGAAUACAUUGCGCAAUCAAAGUCAAAGACCAAGGCAACAACCAACAAUAAAUCAACAAAACCUAAAGUUAAUAAAAAUCCUAAGAAAACAACUACUAAACGAAAGCAAAAUGAUUCAUCACCUUCUGUUACUACAACAACCACAAACAAGAAACAAAGGCCUAACCAACAAGAGUCUCAACAACCAGGUCCAUCAGGACUGCAGAACAUAGUCGUUUCUGAUAACUCAAUAUCAGAUGAAGAUGAUCGAGAUGAUAGCACUUUAUGUUGUGUUUGCAACAUGUGGCAGCCGAAGGAGUUACAAGAUUGCAUCUCCAUUGUAUUCACACAAUGGGCCAAGUGUGAAUAUCUACAGUGUGAUCAUUGGACUCAUCUCAAAUUUUGCUGUGAUGUUUCCGUCAUACGCAGAUCAGAUAAAUUUUACUGUCCAUGUCAUGGCUUACCCUGCAAACAGAAAGAGACUGAAGAAUAA